Marchantia polymorpha subsp. ruderalis is the source of this 1413-nucleotide messenger RNA. NCBI's taxonomy places the organism in Eukaryota, Viridiplantae, Streptophyta, Marchantiopsida, Marchantiales, Marchantiaceae. The record is from the annotation of a GenBank genome assembly.
CUGCUCCUCACUCGCAUCGUCGUCUCCCAUGCACACGAGCUCAGAAGUCUUCGCCGCUCGUGCUCGUGCUCUGCUCAGCUCAGCUCGCUCUCGAUUCGGUCAUCCCCGGCUGCGCGUGCCAUCGAGGUGUACGCAUCUGUGAUCGGUCGGAUUUUCUUCGGCGAUCUAUCGAAGUUGGUGGUGGGUUCGACUUGUCUUGCGACGUACGGGCGCAGACACGGAUGACUUUGAAAAGCUGGACUCGAGACGGAGUGGAGGCUCUGUCGUGCGAGCUCCGGAUGCGGGUCUAAAGCCGAGUCUCGGCGUUGGGGCAAGCAAGACAGGAGCAGUAAGCAGAGGUUGCGAGGGGUGAAGUCUGAACUUCCGAGCGAGAAUUCGGAAGCCUCACCGUGCACAUUGUUGGUUCAGACAGUGGUCAUCGACACAUUGUUCUCCAGGAUCGCAUUUGUCAGCAGAAAUCAUGUGCUUCAUGGGGAAAAUCUGCAAGCUGUGCUCUUGCUUGAUCGUGGUGGCGGUGGUUCUCACCGUUCUCUUCGGCUUCGGCUGGAUGAAGAAAGCUGGUCACGCUUGCGUUCAGGGCCAUUCGGUCUUAGGAAAGUGCAACGGCUCAUUCAUUGCGCCACCGCCUUCAUGGGGACCGGUUCUGUCACCUGUUUACGACCUCUUGCCACCGCUGGGCAAUGACAAUUUCACAUCGAGCUCAGUUCAGCCGAAACCCUGAGGUGCUUGGCCCGGAAGACAGUCAGGCGCUCAAUCUCAGUCUUCGUGUUUGGACACGUGAUGUCUGACAUUUUUGUGCCCACGUAGCUGAAGCGAAGUUCAGCGCUGGUGCCUUGAGGUGAAGCGGAGCACCAAUUUGCGUUAUCAGCGGAGUAUCGGAUUCUGAUCCAAACAGCGUUGGAUUAUACGCAGUUUUGACAAAUUAAUGAGGGGGCUUGGCGGAACCGAUAGGUUCUGAAGAUCCUCCACUGGCGAAGGAAGUUUGUGGCUUGCGUAGGGUAAGCAGGAAAGCAUUUAAAUCUCUCAGUUUCUUCACAGGGAGAAAACGUCGUUGGGUGGAGCCUGCGCUCUGGCUCCCCCUCCCGUCAGCAUGUACAGUUAUCGACAAUCUGCUGGCAACUCACCAUCUCGCAUGAGGGCCUCAUUGUGCAGAGUAGUGGUACCUUCAUGCAGAACCUCUUCUGCUAGAUUGGGACUUGGCGUAGAACUGAGAUAGACUGUUGUAGAAUUGUAUUAUAUUUGUAACAAACUACACUCUUACCUUCCCAGACUGCUGUUUUACUGUAACCCACAUUUUCUCAUCGAGUAGUAUUGGAGCCUGACAGUACUCACUCUCCCAAUUUGUCUGUGGCGUUGUUGCCACUCUCUGUAGGAUUUUAUGUAGUAAAAUUUUUUUGCCUUGGCUUCCUACUC